Molecule: messenger RNA, 942 nt
Organism: Bombina bombina (fire-bellied toad)
Lineage: Eukaryota; Metazoa; Chordata; Amphibia; Anura; Bombinatoridae
Product: olfactory receptor 6N2-like
Exons: 1
Coding region: 1-942 (313 amino acids)
Biological process (GO): G protein-coupled receptor signaling pathway
Cellular component (GO): membrane
Molecular function (GO): G protein-coupled receptor activity; olfactory receptor activity
Source: RefSeq, a predicted model, not a curated record
AUGGAAAUUAAUCAUACAAAUCACUCCCUUGUUACACAAUUCAUAAUUGUUGGUUUUUCAGAUCUCAACGGAUGUGAAAGUCUACUUUUCGUCUUGCUAUUCUUUAUCUACUUUUUCACACUCAGUGGUAAUGUUACAGUAAUAACUCUUAUUUAUACACAGAAACACCUGCAAGUUCCACUCUACUUUUUUGUUGUUAUACUUUCCUUCUUGGAGAUUUGGUAUACAACAGUUACAAUACCUAAAAUGUUGGCAAACCUGCUGAAUCAGAAGCUUAUCUCAUUUAUUGGAUGCAUUUUACAGAUUUAUUUCUUACACUGUCUGGGCAUCACUGAGACCUAUCUUUUAACAGCAAUGGCAUUUGACCGCUAUGUUGCCAUAUGCAAUCCUCUUAGGUAUCCAACCAUAAUGAACACAAAAUUUUGUUUCCAUUUGGUGGGUUACUGUUGGGUUAUUGGGCUCAUUGGACCUACGCCCCAAAUACUUUUGCUUUCCAAACUGAAGUUCUGUUCCUCAAACAAGAUUGAUCAUAUUUUUUGUGACUUUGAUCCUCUAAUGAAAUUAGCAUGUUCUGAUAUUUCCCUCAAUCUUUCUGUGGACUUUGCUAUGUUUUCCAUUCUUUUGUUCUUUGCUUUAUUUUGUAUAAUUUAUUCAUACUUCAAGAUAAUUUCAGUCAUUUUAAAAAUAAGAUCAAUACAGGGGCAGAAACGGGCAUUUUCAACUUGUGUUGCACAUCUCACUGUGGUAAUGCUCUUUUUUGGUAGUGUGGGCUUCAUGUAUGUAAGGGUGACCAAAAAUUAUCCUAUUGUUUUUGACAGAGUGAUGGCCGUGAUUUACUCAGUUAUAACCCCCAUGUGUAAUCCAAUUAUUUAUAGCCUGAGAAACCGAGAAAUCAGAGAUGUAAUAAGGAAAAAACUUUUAAAACUCCUAAAUAAUUCCUAG